GAAGAAUAUCAAUAUUUAGGAGAUGGCAGAUGACUUUGAUCACUACACCAACAGCUACCAAAUCUAUUCUAAGGACCUCAAGAGCUGUCAAGAAUCCCUUAGCACGUCAGACGUCAUCAAUUGGAAACAACAUUUGCAGAUCCAAAGUUCGCAGCCCAGUCUGGAUGAGGUGAUUCGGAAUCUUGCAACCCCUAAAUUCGUUAAGGUCAAGCAAACACAAUGCAUUCUCUAUGUGAUGCCUGAGACAGCGAGGAAACUGCUUCCUUCCCUGCCGGAGACAAAGAACUUACCUGCUGAACGUGCCAGACCCAAAGCCAUUAACCAAGAGAUGUUUAAACUCUCACCACUGGAUCCUGCCCACGCGGCCUUGGUGAAUAAAUUCUGGCAUUUCGGUGGCAAUGAGAGGAGCCAGAGAUUCAUCGAACGCUGUAUCCAGGCCUUCCCCACCUUCUGCCUGCUGGGGCCCAAGGGGACCCCUGCGUGCUGGUCCCUGAUGGACCAGACAGGAGAGAUGCGGAUGGGGGCCACCCUGCCAGAGUGCCGGGGCCAGGGUCUCAUCUCGCAUAUGUUGUUUGUCCACACCCAGGCUCUGGAGAAACUCGGCUUCCCCGUAUAUAACCAUACAGACAGAGCCAACAAAAUCAUACAGAAAAUUAGUCACACUCUGCAUCAUAUCCCCAUGCCCUAUGGUUGGAACCAGUGGAACUGUGUGCCUCUGUGAAGCAGCCCUGAACUCAAGACAGUGUUGGCUCCGCUGGUCUCGUGUCAAGAGAUGCAGUGGGGUGGGCAGAAAGAAAGAAUAAAUUGUAAUCAGCAGAAAAGUUGUGUGUGUUGUGUGUUGUUUGGGCUCUGGUGGAAGCAGUCUGAACGGCCAUCAGAUCCACCAGGGUGCCUACUCACACAUCAUUCAAGAACUUCCCUUUGGGUCCAGCAGAUCUUCCUAUUUCCUCCACAUUCCAACCCUGGCA
This is a messenger RNA of Hippopotamus amphibius kiboko, 968 nucleotides long. RefSeq names its product glycine N-phenylacetyltransferase-like. Gene Ontology annotation, cellular component: mitochondrion. NCBI's taxonomy places the organism in Eukaryota, Metazoa, Chordata, Mammalia, Artiodactyla, Hippopotamidae. The coding region runs from base 23 to 721 and encodes 232 amino acids. Gene Ontology annotation, molecular function: glycine N-acyltransferase activity. The record is from RefSeq and is a predicted model, not a curated record. The transcript has 4 exons.